UGUCUCUCUCUAUCAGAGCAGGUCGUAUAGAAGAGCUAGCGAGGAGCUAAUGAGGAGCUAACGGACAUGAAGGAAAUGAACGCAGUCCACAUACGAUCUGGAUUUAAUUCUCACUCUGGAGAAGAAGUUUGCAUCCUUGUUUUCUUCUUUGUAGAUUCUGUUCAAUGACAUCAGCGUACCGAUAUUUAGUUAAAUCCUAACUCAAAGGUUUAAAAAGUUUUAACCUUACAGUAUGGAGUUAAUUUCUAUUAAUGUUUUUUAUUUCUUUUAAAUUUCUUUUAUUUUAGUCAAACAAGGCAGACUUUUUUUCAAUAUAAAGUGAUAUAUGUAUAUCAGCUGUGACCUUCAGUCAGCCGCUGAAAUGAGACCUGAAGCUGCUGGUUUCUUAUCAAACACCUGGACGGGACAAAGUUCACCAGUUUAUCAGCUGUAGACUGAGGGGCGGAGGAUUAAAACAGAGCUGCUAAGCUUCCACAUUCUGGCUUCUUCAGACUAAAUUACAGUCUGAGGAUGUAAAGCUGGCUCCUCCUCACCUGGGUUCAGAUACAGGAUGCAGCUGAACAGCCACCUGGAGCAGCUUCUGCUCUGAGCUGAGGAUCCGUCAUGUACGUCCUGUGCAGCCUGGCAGUCCUGACCCUCCACAGUCUCUUCAGGCGCUGGACCAGCAGAGCCCUGGAGCCUACAGGACAUCCACAGGAGUGUAGGCCCUCCAUGUCUGGAGAAGGUUUGGAGGAAGUCCAAAGGCUACUCUGGAUCUCCAAGUCCGAAGGGAAAGGAUUUGUACGUAAAGUCCCCGACAGAAGGAGGCGAGUUCAGCCGGUGGUCAUGUUCGGCACUAGAAAGACGUGGGAUCUUGGCCACGCCCCCUGCCUGCAGGAGCUCUGGAAGAAAGACGUCUCAUUGGACGCCAGCUCAGUGGACUUCCUGAUGAGUGAUGGUGAAGACGAGGGCUCCUUCCUGUCUUUGCCCACCUCCGCCUUCUCACACCGCCCCCCUCUGAACGCAGAGCCGUCCGAAACAAGCGCUCCCAGCCAGCAGCUGAUCAUCCAGGCUCUGCAGGAUAAAGUCUGUGACUUCCAGGCCCGUCUUCGCUCUGAACAACUCUCCCGUCACCUGCUGCUCCAGCAGCUGCAGCAGCAGCAGAGCGUCCAGGAGGAGACGUGUCUCCGGGCGGAGCAGGAGGAGCGGCGGACCGCUCCACCACAUGGUGUGAGGCUGCUCUGUCCUGCAGAGGAGCAGCUGGUAACUCGGCUGCACACACAGGUGGAGGAGCUGGAGGAGAAGCUGUCCAAUCAGACUCAGGAGGUGGAGAGACUUCACUGUGAACUGGGGGCAACGGACCUGGAGAAGCAGCUGAAGCUGCUGCUGGUGGAGAACCAGCUUCUGAAGCAGGAGCUGAAGUCCAGCAGGAGUUCAGAACUUCACAGCCUUGAUGGUGCUGUAGGGGGCUGCAGCCACUGCCCCCACAGACAGGAUGCUGAGGCCCGGCAGACGGAGCAGCGCCUGGAGGAAAAAACCUCCCGAAGGAAGGAACUCCAGCUGCUCCUGCAGGAGUGUGAGGAGGAGCUGGGCGGGCGGGGGCUGACCCCCCCCAGAGUCAAGUGCGUGACCCCGGCGGGGGGGGCGGAGUCAGCUGACUCCCUCAGAGCGGCGGCUGAGCUGCAGAUGAAGAACGCCGGCCUGCAGGAGCAGCUGUGUGUGCAGAGGCAGCUGCUGAGGGAGCAGGAGGCGCAGCUGCAGGAGUCCCAGAGGAGCUGUGCUCAGCUCAGGACGCAGGUCCGGGUGUAUGAGGGGGAGAUGGAGCGAGCUCGAGGACAGCUGGAGGUGGAGAUGCAGCAUCUGGAGGAGGAGAAGAACCGUGUGAUCGAGGAGGCCUUCAUCAGAGCUGAGAGCGAGAUGAAGGCGGUCCACCAGAACCUGGCAGGCGUGAGGAUGAACCUGCUGACCCUGCAGCCGGCCCUCCGGACCCUCACCUGUGACUACAACUGUCUCAAGAGGCAGGUGCAGGAGUUCCCCUUCAUGCUGGACAAGGCCAUCAGCGAGGCCAAGCAGGAGAUCUGCCAGGUGAUCAGCGAGGUGAGCUCCACCAAUCAGGAGCUUCUGCAUAAAUACAAGAGAGAGAUGAACCUGAGGAAGAAAUGUCACAACGAGCUGGUUCGACUCAAAGGUAACAUUCGUGUUUUCUGCCGGGUCCGGCCUGUCGGUCUCGAGGAGCAGGACUCUGUGACGAUGCUCAGCUUCGACUCGGAGGACGACGCUGUCCUUUACCUGUCUAACAAGGGCAAGAUGAUGACCUUUGACCUGGACAAGGUCUUCCCCCCUCGGGCCACACAGGAAGAGGUGUUUCAAGAGGUCCAAUCGCUGGUCACUUCCUGUAUCGACGGCUUUAACGUCUGCAUAUUUGCCUACGGACAGACGGGCUCCGGGAAGACGUUCACCAUGGAGGGCGCAGCCGAUAACCCCGGCAUCAACCAGCGAGCGCUGCGCCUGCUCUUCUCCCAGGUGACGGACAAAGCUCCAGACUGGGACUACAGGAUAUCCGUCAGUAUGGUGGAGAUCUACAACGAGACACUAAGGAACCUGCUGGGGGAGAACCCCUCUGACAAGCUGGACAUCAAGAUGAACCCUGACGGCAGCGGACAGCUGUACGUCCCCGGUCUCACUCAGUUCAAUGUCCAGAGCCCCGAGGACAUCAACAGGGUGUUUGAGUUGGGUCACAUGAACAGAGCGACCGCCUGCACCAACCUGAACGAACACAGCUCUCGCUCCCACGCUUUGCUCAUCAUCACCGUGUGUGGAUUCAACUCUGCUACUGGGACCCACACCCGAGGCAAACUGAACCUGGUGGACCUGGCGGGCUCUGAGAGGAUUGGGAAGUCCGGAGCGGAGGGAAGUCGCCUCAGAGAAGCUCAGUGCAUCAACAAGUCUCUGUCGGCGCUCGGUGAUGUCAUCAACGCGCUGCGCGGCCGCCACGCUCACGUCCCCUUCAGGAACUCCCGCCUCACCUACCUGCUGCAGGACUCACUGAGUGGGGACAGCAAGACCCUCAUGAUGGUUCAGGUGUCUCCGCUCCCCGUCAACAUGAGCGAGUCCGUCUGCUCGCUGAAGUUCGCUCAGCGCGUUCGCAGCGUGGAGCUGAUGUCCUCGUCUUCUAGGAGACACGAGUACUCGUCCACCUCGUCCUCGCCAACCCACGACAGCGUCGAGCUGGACUCCCCCCCCGUCACCCCCGUCCCUCUGCCCAUCUCGCGGGCCAGCAGCGCCGGCUCCACCCUUUCCUCCACCUCCAGAACACCCAGCAGCUCCCGCAGGAGGUCCCAGUCCCAGCUGUCCACUGGACGACUGAAGCUCACAGCCUGAUGGUGUCCAGGCCUCUCAGAAGCAUCUACAACAUCUUCUGGCUUCAUGAUCAACAUUCAAAGAUCUAAAUUAACUUUAAUGAGAGACGACUCCAAACUAUUUCUUCUUUCAUAACUAACAGUAUAAAGUUCCAUUCACAGUAUUUCUUUUGUAAAGUUGCACUUUAAAUAUUGAGAUUUUUUUCUAAUCCAUGAUGUGGUUGAUAUUAAUAUAUGAAAUAAGAUUUUAUAUUGUUUGACAUGAUUUCAUUUUGUGCUUGGAUCAUUUUUCUUUAAAAUGCAGAGUUGAAAACGAUGAGUAUUAAUCCCAUUGAGUUUUUAAUGUCCUCGUGGCCCUUCGUCCAAUCAGGGAAGCCCACAGGUACUGAGCGUCCAAUCAGGAGCCGUCAAUACGACCGGUACGAUCCUUACUGCCGGUGGAUGUUUGAUGCUGAAAGAGCUUCUUUGAUUGUUUCUGUCUCUGCAGACCCAGCAGUGACCUUUGACCUUGAGUUGGUAGUCAUGGUAACAGGAAUGCUUAGAGGUCGGCGUGUCUAUUUAUACAGUUUGUUUUUUUAAUUCCAUUUUUAAUAAACACCCAAAGCAAAUAUUAAACUCAUUUCUUCAUGUUUUAUA
Pungitius pungitius (ninespine stickleback) is the source of this 3974-nucleotide messenger RNA. RefSeq names its product kinesin family member C3 (gene kifc3). Gene Ontology annotation, biological process: microtubule-based movement. Bases 604 to 3360 code for a protein of 918 amino acids. The record is from RefSeq and is a predicted model, not a curated record. Gene Ontology annotation, molecular function: microtubule binding; ATP binding; microtubule motor activity. The transcript has 21 exons. Lineage: Eukaryota; Metazoa; Chordata; Actinopteri; Perciformes; Gasterosteidae. Gene Ontology annotation, cellular component: microtubule cytoskeleton.